Molecule: messenger RNA, 1320 nt
Organism: Enterobius vermicularis (human pinworm)
Lineage: Eukaryota; Metazoa; Nematoda; Chromadorea; Rhabditida; Oxyuridae
Source: the annotation of a GenBank genome assembly
AUGGCCGAAUAUAGUGGAUUGCCUUUCCAUAUUGAAAUUUUAAAAGCAGCUAACAGUUACUGGGAUAGUGUCGCCAUGACUGCAGCAAAAUCAGGCAGACAGCUUAAAUAUAAUGAACUCUACACAGAAUCUUAUCGGUUUGCUACAGUAAUGAAGAAUCUCGGCGCACAAAAAGGCGAUAUCAUAUGUGUGAUUUUGCCAAACUGUUUAGAAUACCCGGUUAUAUUCCUUGGUUGUGCUUUGAUCGGAUGUUCAAUUUCUGGGAUUAGCCCUUCUGUUACUGACUACGGCAAUUACCAGAACUGUUUACAUUUUGAGAAGGUGAUUUCCGAAACAGAACCUAACUAUGAAAUUGAUGAAGGUUUUGGGAUUACCUUGGACGACACUUUGAUAACACCAUUUAGUAGCGGGACCACAGGUCCACCAAAAUGCGUAGAGCUAACUCACAGAAACUAUAACUGUGCUACUGCUGCUUUACGCAGAGCUGUAUUCAACGAACUGUCUUUAAUGGGCAGGAGAAGUACGUUGGCGUUUCUGCCUUUUUAUCAUGGCUCUGGUUUUUGGGCUUUAUGCUUCUCUCUUCUCGACGGUCAUCAUAGCAUAGUUAUAGAAUCUUUUCAGCCAUCUUUAGUGUUCGGCUGUAUAGAAAAAUAUAAGGUCGAUAUCAUUAAUGUUGUUCCAGCAAUAGUUUCCUACAUGUGUCAAAAUAAGGAAGAUUUCAAAAAAUUUGAUCUUUCUUCAGUUACUACCGUCCUUUGUGGUAGCGCACCACUUAGCCGUGAACUUUCAGAACAUUUUUUAAAACUUUAUCCACAUGUCAAAAAUUUGUUACAAGGUUAUGGCAUGACUGAAAUUGUAAUUUUAAGUCAUAUAACUCCACUUGGAUAUUCUCAAAAUUCAGAAGAUGCAGGUAGUUGUGGCAAGUUACUGCCAGGAUUUCAGGCUAAAGCAAUGAUGUUUCAGAUUUUGGAUUUGGGCAGUGGGGAGGAAAUUCAAAAAGUCGGUGAAGCUGGUGAAUUGUGUUUAAAAUCAGAUUCUGUAAUGAAAGGGUACUACGGUAAUCCGGAAGCGACUUCUGAUGUCAUCGACAAAGAUGGUUGGUUGCACACAGGUGAUAUAGUUUAUCGCAACCGUAACGAUCUGUAUUUUGUGGUUGAUCGUAUUAAGGAUUUGAUUAAAGUUAAUGGGCUUCAAGUGUCACCAUCUGAACUGGAAAGCGUAAUUUUAUCAUUUCCUGGUGUUACUGAUGCAGCAGUUGUUGGAAUUUAUAACGCGAUAUCUGGACAAGUAAAAUUCACUGUUUUGCUUUGGCAUUUAUAA